Messenger RNA from Colletes gigas, 782 nucleotides. Its product is annotated as polyamine-modulated factor 1-like. The transcript is spliced from 3 exons. Bases 144 to 710 code for a protein of 188 amino acids. NCBI's taxonomy places the organism in Eukaryota, Metazoa, Arthropoda, Insecta, Hymenoptera, Colletidae. The record is from RefSeq and is a predicted model, not a curated record.
GUUCCCAACCCCAACAGUUUGGAGUCGCGAAGGUGGAGGUCCGGUAUACGUAUAGAAUGCAAGAACCGUUAUCACCAGUUUUCGUUGAAGUAUUCGGUUACCGAAAUUCGAGAAUUCAGUAAUUACGUAUAGCUCAGUCGGAAAUGGAGGAGGAUCAAGAGCACAAGUAUUUAAACAAUGUUCUUCUAUUUCGGCUCGCCAUUUCAAAUCAUCUCAAAAACAUCGCGGAGUCUGUAAGUACAGGCGAGUUUCUUGACAUUCUCACCCUGUUAAAAUCGAAACCAAACGUUGCCCAAAAAUUGCACGAAGCCAUGAUCAAGGAACUUCACGAUUCCAUGAUCGAAGAUUUGAAAAACGUAUUGGAGGAAGGUAAUUUGCGGGAGUUGUUGGAAAAAGUUGCUAUGUUGUCCGAUGCAAAUUCGUCCGUACACGAGGACGCUUGGAGACCGCCAGGGAAUGUAACUUUGCAUUUACGAUCUUUGGACGCGAAGGAGAUCCAAGAUGCGAGCGAUCAAUUAGCGAAACAAGUAAAUGAAAUCGAAGAGGAAAAUACACGUUUAAUGGAGAUUGUUGCGAAAAAGAGAUUGAAAAUAUUUGCUCUACGCGACAGUAUAACACAGUCUUUAAAUAGUUCACCAAUUACGAUAAUGUUAUUACAAAACAGACUAGAACAGUUAGAGAAGUGUAUAAAGAUGCUAGACCAUAAAUAAGAUAUACUAUAUAAAAAUUGUGACUGUUUAUAAGAAGACGGAAUAUAUUUAAAUAUUCAAAAUACUUUGUAC